Messenger RNA from Melanotaenia boesemani (Boeseman's rainbowfish), 3464 nucleotides. It is a transcript of the gene ttc34, whose product is annotated as tetratricopeptide repeat domain 34. Gene Ontology annotation, molecular function: protein binding. The record is from RefSeq and is a predicted model, not a curated record. The transcript has 7 exons. Lineage: Eukaryota; Metazoa; Chordata; Actinopteri; Atheriniformes; Melanotaeniidae. Bases 57 to 3464 code for a protein of 1135 amino acids.
UGGUUCUAUGCUGUGCACAGCUGAAGAGUGUUAAACGAACAGACUGGUUGCUGAUCAUGACUGCUUUGGUUCGAGCUGGAGUCAAUGUUUCAGAGCUAUGUGCAGAUGGAGACACGUUCCUUGAAGCAGGAGACAUUGAGAAGGCCAUCUUCUUUUACAUGUCUGCUUUCAAGACUCAUGCUACUUCUGCCGUGUCCCACAUGCGGAAAUUGGACAAGUCCAGGCUGGGAGAGGUGAUCUCUACUCUGGAAAGUUGCCUGGACAGUCAUGGGGACAGUUACCUUGCAGAGGGUCUUAAUAAAGGCCUUGCAGCUGUUUUCCUGUCCACACUGAGCCCUAACAAUCUCUCAGCCACUAUUUUCAAAAUGGAAUCUCUUCUUCAGAGUGGUGGGCAUGGCUGUGAAGAAAUUUUUACUCGUUGCACUGCUUUGCUUGAAGGCAAACGAAACCCUAAUCCAAAGGGUUCGACUCGUGUGCUGUUGGAGAUAACUCGAGGUCUGGCAUGCUUGUUCUCACAUCCUCACAGCUCUAAGGGACCGGGGCUUUAUCUCAAAGCUUACCUGAGUAACAAGUCCGAAACCAUCACACUGGUGCAGAGAAGACAAGCUGUGCACCUGCCCAAAAUAGUGAAGGCCUUUAGAGACCAAAUGGUGCAUGUACAUCCCUCUCUGUCAUUUGACAGUGAAUUGGCUGUGAAAACAAAAGUAAAUGAUAAGUUAAAUGUUGAGGAUUCUUCCACAGUUAUUGACUUUUUAUUGGCUGUCUCUCCUGGUGAUAGAGAAGUACAGGAACUUCAAGCAGCAUAUUUGUUUUUGUCAGGCAGGUUUUUGGAAAGUGCAGAGGUAUACUCUGCUCUUUUGAAUCAUGAUCAGGAUCAUAAAACACCACUGAGGACUACAGAAAAAUCACUCCGAGACAAUCCUGAGAGGAGAACAAGACUCUUAACCAGCCGAGCAGCAGCCUGUCUGUCAGCAGGUGGAAAGACUGCAGAGGAGUGCAGAGAUUUGGGGGAAGCAUUUGAGGUCCACCCUGCAACUGCUCGAAUCUACUUCCAAAAGCUCUUCACUGAUCAUGGAACAGGGAUGGCUGCUCGCAGCCAUCUCCGCCAGCAGGCAGAGAAGGGAUUGUCUGGUUUCAGAGAGAGGGUCCUUCUCCGUGCAGACUUGCGAUCCACUGAAGGUGUUGAACUUUUGGACCAUGUGAUCACUGCGCUACGGACUCUUUGCCAUUUGGAGCCUGAUGGGGGAGGCAGAGAGUUACGGGUGCGGCUGGCUGAUUGUCUCCUCCUCAGAGGGGAGCACAAAGAGGCUCUUUCUAUCUGUAGCCAGUUAGCUGCUGCCCAAGGACAGCAGAGCUAUCAAAACACAAUUCAGGUUCUUCGUGGAUAUGCACGGCUCAUCUCUGAUGACCACAAGGGGGCAUUAGAAGACUUCCAAGCUGUGGUUGAACACAGUACCCCUCAUCCAUCCAGCUGUGUGCGGGCACUUUGUGGCAGGGGGAUCCUGCGCAUGAUGGGUGGCUUAAACUAUCUUACAGCUCUAGACUAUGUGACAGCCACCAAGCUGCAUCCUCAGGAAACAGCACUGACUGUUCGUUGCUUGGUGCCAUGGAACUACAGAGGGCUGCUGUUUACUGUUUUGCUAGAACAAGGACGAGUCAUGCUGGAGAGGACAGCAGAGCAAAAAUCCAAGUCCAGCUCCUGUGAGGACUUCCAACAUUCCCAGCAGGAUGGGCAGCUGCAAGCCCCAUUGAAGAAAGACAACCACAGAUCAGGGACUCCUGCUGGUGUCCAGUCCCUGGCUGUAUUGCUGAUGGAGCUCCAGCCCAAUGCUGAUGGGCCUCAAAUUCUUGUAGCUGAUGCCUUGUACCAGCUUGGCAGAGUGGAGGAAGCCUACAGGCUACUUCUUUCUGUAGGGACCACCAAUGCUCGGGCACCAAUCCUGGCUCGGCUUGCUCUUCUGCAGCUACACAGAGGUUUUCAUUAUGACACCAAUCAGUUGCUCAAAAAGCUCAUUGUUUGUGGUGAUACCAGCUGUCUGCGAAGCUUGUUGGCAGUGGCACAGCAGAAAGACCGAGCUCUGCUGCAGGGACGCUGCCAUUCAGCAGCAAAACGCAUCCUGGAUCGCACAAGAGAGGACAGCACUGUCAGGGAGGCUGUGGCGUAUCUCUCCAUUGCUAUUAUGGCCUCUGGUGGUGAGGCAACAGACUCCUUGCUGGAAAGAGCAAAGUGUUAUGCCCUGCUGGGUCAACGAAAGACAGCCAUAUUUGACUUCAGUGCCAUUUUAAAGGGGCAUCCGAAACAUGUGCAAGGCCUCUGUGGACGAGGCUUCACAUAUCUCAUGCUGAAUCAACAAAAGGAAUGCAUUCAUGACAUCCUGGCAGCCCUUCAGAUAAAUGCUGAGACAGUCAUCAAAGACAUCCAGUCACUUAAAGACAGAGCACAGAAACUGGUAUGUGAUUGGCUGCAUCAGUUCUGUCACACCAAUCUGUCAGACACUGUGAUAGCUAAUUCUGUUCCCUGCCAUGAAGAGCAACUUAGAGAGGCUUUUAUCAUUUGUGGGGCUUUGAUGAGGACUGAUAGCAGAGAUCCAAGAUGGCAUCUCCUCUAUGUGGACAUACUCUUAGCAAAAGGUGAGAUGGUGAACUUAUUUGCGUUCUGUAAAAAAAUAUCUGGUUAUUUCUAUUCUGUUCCAUUUUUUCCAGGUGAUGUUAAAGCAGCUGGUGCUCAUGUGUGCCAGGUAUUUGGUCAGGAGCCAAGGGAUGCUGUAGCCCAGGCUAGGGUGGGUGUGGUGGAGGCCUGGCAGCAGAACUACCGCAGCACAGCUCGCAGGCUCAGCAAACUGAUUGAGAAAGAUUUAUCCUGUCUCGACUUCUUGCUGGCCUUGAUCCCGUUUAAUCAGCGAAAAUGCGUGGCACAGGCAGCAGCACAGGAGGCCAGCAGUGUGUCAUCAUGUGGCCAGUGGGAUCAGGCCCUUGCACUUCUGACAGUGGCAGUACAAGCAGCGGGCAAUCACAGAUUACAGUAUCUUCGCCAGCGAGCUGCCUGCUUUGCACAGCUGAGCUUACAUGAGCGGUCUAUAGCAGACCUGGACAAAGUUAUCCAGAAACAUGGUAGCCCUGACCCCAGCUGCUCAGACAACCCUAAAAUCUGGGCAGAAGAUCUGUGUCGGCGAGGUUGCAGCCUGGUGCUCUGUUCCAGAGAGGGAGAAGCACUGAAUGACUUCAUUCAGGCUCUGGAGCUCCACAGGGAUCAGGCCAUCCAGUGUGUGGAGGGUGGUCUGGGGAGGCUGCAUCUGGGGGAGUGCUUUCUGCGAGGGGCUCUGCAGCACUAUGGAGAGCAGAAGCUUGACAAAGCCUGGACACUGAUUGAAUGUGGUCUCCUUAUGGACAGUGAGAACACAGAGCUGCGGAGACUGAGAGCAAGGGUCAAACGAGAAGUGGCCAGCCCUUGCAACGUCAAUUAG